Messenger RNA from Passer montanus (Eurasian tree sparrow), 3964 nucleotides. RefSeq names its product nephronectin (gene NPNT). Gene Ontology annotation, molecular function: calcium ion binding. The transcript is spliced from 13 exons. The record is from RefSeq and is a predicted model, not a curated record. Lineage: Eukaryota; Metazoa; Chordata; Aves; Passeriformes; Passeridae. Gene Ontology annotation, cellular component: membrane. Bases 23 to 2200 code for a protein of 725 amino acids.
GGAAGUUCGAGAUACAAAGCUCAUGACAAGGAAGCCCACCCUUCCCAGCGCCCCCGGACCGCGGUCGGUGCCUGGCUGUCGGCAGCAGCUGGGGCUCCUCGCGGCUCUGUGCCGCCCCAGGUGUCCCACGCUCGCCAGGUGCCGCUGGCAGGGGGAGGCGGCCCGGGCGGGCCGCGGGCGCCUCUGCCGGGGCCGGGCGGCGCUGCCGCUCCCCGCGCCGCGCCUCCUCCGCCUGCCAGGCGGGCGGGCAGGCACCGGGAGAGGGAGAAGGAGAGGGAAAGGGGAAGGGAGGGCGCCGAGCUCGCCGCCGCCGCGGAGCAGUGGCAGCGCGGCCGGCCUGGGCGGCAGCCGGACCCGCGGCAGCGGCAGCGCCUCUGCCCGCCCGGGGCCGCCUCGGCGGCCAGCGGAGCCCCCGCCGGCCAUGGAGCUCUCCCUGCGGCUGCUCCUGGCGUCCUGCCUCUCGCUGGGGGCGGCCGGGGAAUUUGACAGAAGGUGGCCCAGACAAAUGGUCUCGUCGGCAGGACUGUGUCGCUUUGGAAGCAGAAUUGACUGCUGCUGGGGCUGGGCCCGAGUGGCCUGGGGACAGUGCCAACCAUUCUACGUCUUAAGGCAGAGAAUAGCCAGCCUAAGGUGCCAGCCCAAAGCUAUAUGCCAGCCAGGGUGCAAACACGGUGAAUGCAUUGGGCCAAACAAGUGUAAGUGCCACCCAGGAUACACUGGAAAAACUUGCAACCAAGAUCUGAAUGAGUGUGGACUAAAGCCGCGGCCGUGCAAGCACCGGUGUAUGAACACCUACGGCAGCUACAAGUGCUACUGCCUGAACGGCUACAUGCUAAUGCCAGAUGGAACGUGCUCAAAUGCCCUUUCCUGCCUGAUGGCAAACUGUCAGUAUGGCUGCGACGUGCUGAAAGGGGAGGUGCGCUGCCGCUGUCCUUCUCCAGGGCUGCAGCUUGGGCCUGAUGGCAGGACUUGUGUGGAUAUUGAUGAAUGUGCUACUGGGAGGGUUCUCUGCCCACGAUUCAGGCACUGCGUCAAUACCUUCGGGAGCUACAUUUGCAGGUGUCAUAAAGGCUUUGACCUGAUGUACAUUGGAGGCAAAUACCAGUGCCAUGAUAUAGAUGAAUGUUCCCUUGGCCACCACCAGUGUGGUAGUUUUUCACACUGCUACAACACUCCAGGAUCCUACAAAUGCAAAUGUAAAGACGGGUACAGAGACAAUGGAACAAACUGCAUACAAAGGCCAGUGACCAGACCAACAGCUCGUCCGACACCUGGGCCAGCAACUCGUCUGGCACCUGUGCCAACAACUCGUCCUACGCCUGUGCCAACAACUCGUCCUACGCCCGUGCCAACAACUCGUCCUACGCCUGUGCCAACUCAGCCUGCACCCAGGACAAGUCGACUGACACCCAAGCCAACCACGAGAUACGUGCCAGUGACAACAAGGCCGGUCACGACACCAGUGGUGAAGCCUCCACCUCCAACAACACCUCAGCCUACAACGGUGAGACCUACACUGCCACCACAAAGAACUCCUCUGGUAACAACUGAAGAGCCUGCACAUGUUCCCAUUGAAACCACAUCUUCCCAAGGAGUUAUAGAUGACAACAGGAUCCAGCCAGAUCCUCAGAAACCCCGAGGAGAUGUGUUCAUUCCACGCCAGCCUGGAGUGAGCAAUAAUCUGUUUGAAAUACUUGAAAUUGAGCGAGGGAUUACAGCUGAUGAAUUUGAAGCAAAUGAUGACCCAGGUGUGCUGGUCCACAGCUGUGAUUUUGACAGUGGACUGUGUGGAUGGAUGAAGGACAAAGAUGAUGACUUGCACUGGGAACCAGUGAGAGAUGUAUCAGGGGGCCAGUACCUCACCAUCUCCGAUCCCAAAGGGAAAGAAGGAAGAGCAGCACAUCUCAUCCUGCCGUUGGGCCACGUGGCUCAGGCUGGAGAUUUGUGCCUGUCCUUCAGGCAUAAGGUGCCCGGGCUGCAUUCGGGUGCCCUGCAGGUCUUUGUGAGGAGGAGUGGUGCUCAUGGCCCAGCUGUCUGGGGGAGAAACGGUGGCCAUGGCUGGAGACAAACACACCUCACCUUACCAGGGGCAGGCAUCAAGAGUGUUAUUUUCAGAGGUGAGAAAGGGAAAGGAAGAACUGGGGAUAUUGGACUAGAUGAUGUGGUCUUGAGGAGAGGACGCUGCUCUGGAGAGCAUUAGCCAAGACAGUGGACCAGCAGUCAUCUCCUCUUGCCCUUCUCAUGCAAUUCCCACAAAACUUUGAAACAGAACUGCAUGAAAAAGAAGAAAAAGUGGGAGAGCAGCAACUUCUUAGUUGUUUGCUAAGUGCAAUCUCAUGGAAAUUUCACUUAAAUACAUGGAGAGCACCUCCCAGGAUUGAGGAAAUCCAAUCUCAGGCUGGUUCUUUCUAUUAAUCCUUACCCCUAAAUCAUAUAUUGUAUGUUAUAACUUUGUUCCCUGUUAAGUCUGGUGAGUGCUCAUGGAAAGAGCACUGGUGAAAAAGGGAGAAUUACUUACCAAUGGUAGCAAAAGAAACCUCCAUCUCUAAGUUUGUGUUAACUGACAGCCAUUGUCAUCCCACAAUGCUAUCUUUCAUUAAUUAAUUUGUGUGAGUCGCAUUGGAUUAAUGAAAGUCUGGACCUGAGCUCUGGCUUACUGCCACUGACCAUUGAAGAAAGGUUUUUCAUAUAUGAAAUAGCAUUUAUUUUGCUGUUGCAUCUGUAUUAACCAAAACCAGUUAGAGAGAGUAGGCAUUGCAUCCUGUAAUAUUGCUACUGCUGUGUUUUGUGUAUAUGUGUAUGGUUAAUAUAUUUAUGUUUUUUAGUAUUUACAGACUGUAGUUGCAGGGUAAUUGGCAGCUGUACUCUGUUUUUGUACAAGACAGGAGUUCAGCAUCUUCUUCAAUACUGCUGGUCAUGCCAAAUUAUCAAAGUCAGUUAAUGGUGCUCAUUGAAAACUGCUGGUGCAGUUUUUCAUGUUGUAAUGUCAUGAAGGCAAAAGACCAAAGGCUCACCUGAUGGAAACUGGCAUCUGAAAAUGCUCCACAAGUUUGCAUCGAGCUCACAAGCAAGCCCUAAAGGGCUCUGAGCCCUGCAAGAAGCUCCUGGUUCAGCUGAAGCAGCCAGGAGAAGUUGAAGUUAGAUCUUGUAAGGUUGAGCCCACUGACCCUGCCAGGAAUGAUCCCUUCCCACAGGUGGCACAAGGAACAAGGGCAGCUGUGUUAACACUGUACAAACCCUUCAGAAAUGCCUCCAGUGCUCUUUGGCAAAUGUCCAUACUCUGCCCAAACUUCUGUAUAUAAUAAGCAUUUUAUUCUUUAGAACAACUAUUAGCUCUAGUGGGAACUGAGUAUUUAUCAAAACUUUGGACUAAUUUUAUAGUUAUGUAUCAUGCAUGUGCUGUGCAGUUUCCCAGGGAAUUCUUCUGUUUGGUUUGAAAUCUUUUAAGUGGGCAUCAUCAUCACUGCUAGCCAUUCUAAAAUUGACAAAGUAAUUGUAACAUUUAAGAAAAUGAGAAGAGAUUGGUAAGAUGUUGUUAGUGCAGCCUUAAGGAUUCAAAAAAUACAUCUAUAAGAAGUCGUCCUCAGUUCUUUUGAAUACUUAAUUCAGUGUAAAAUAAAUGUCAGCUGCAUGGCAUGUUCAGUCUUGUACCAAGUUCACAGACACAAAUUUGAGGUCAUAUUCCAAAUCCCUGUUCCUGACAAACUACAAGUCUGAAAAUAUUUUUUCCCAUUCAUCCCCUAGGACAAAACAUGUUGUGUAGAGCAGAAAUUCAUGUGAUCAAACAGAAAGUCUCCUGCAAAACUGUAUCAGCAAGUAUUUUCAAAAGGAAAAAAGAAAUGUGUUUGUAAACAUUAAAUUUUAAACUAUUUUGCUUUGAAUAUGAUUAUGAUCUUUUUCUCUUAUGUUAUUUUGUGAUAUGUCAGAAAUAUCUGUGAAUAGUUGAAAUACCUUGUCCUUAUUU